AGGUUGCUCUGUGAAGAAGUGUAGAUUUCAAAGGUAUUAUAGCCUACAGGUAUAAAGAUAUUAUAUACAGUCAUGCCUAGAAACCUGUGAUAUACCCAGCGCCACUGUAUAUUUGGGCCUGUCCGUCAAAUUAUAUACUCAUAAACAAGAUCAAAUAAAUGAAUUGUUCUUGGAGCACGUGCACCAAGGCGACUAGGACCGUUUUUAGCGGAACUACAGGUCUGCGAGAUCCGUUUCCUCCGGGAGUCUGGCUACGCACGCACAGUUCUGAAAUUGCUGGCGAACUAAAUGGUUUCUUUCUUCGUGGACGCUGGAGGUGGAAAAAGUAUCGCCUCCUUUUCCAAGUGAUCAGAAGGGGCACUUCAGUGUCGUGAGUCCGGCAUCACAGAUCGGGGCAUACAGGGGGGCCGCAGCGAAGACCCGCCUUCACCACAUGAUGAGGACAUGGUUUUCUUUUUCUUUAUUUCCUCUCUCCCUUGCUGAGAAGGAGGAAGAUAUGUGAAUGCGUUUCUUCAAACAGGCGAACGUUUAUCAUCAUCAUCAUCAUCAUCAUCAUCAUCAUCAUCAUCAUCAUCAUGGUCCAAAAGAAAUUCGUCUAUUUUUAUUUUGAAAACUGGCCGAUUUCGAAGGGCAGUCUGCAAUUAAGACGCUGUACGAUCGCUUUUGAUGACACUAUCGGGUAUUUCCUGAGUGAUUUCUGUCGAUUCUUUUCUCGAAAAGUCGAACAAGAUGUAGCUGUUAAACUACCAAUUUAAGGACUGGACUGUUUGAAAUAUAUAUGCAUCUUAGUUAGCUUGGUAGUUCUCAUUGGGACACUGCAGGAUAUGACUUUUCCGCGAACCUGGGAAUAAAGCGUGUGGUCCCUGCUCAUGCGAAAGUUGCUUGUCUUACUUCAGACGUGUUACAUCGAGAUAAAUGCAUUAAGCCAGUGUUAGGCACUGCUGAUUUAGUAUGAGGGCAGUUACAUUGCGAGUGCACUUACUCUUUUUCGGAAAUCGUUGUUUUAGUGCUGUUAUGUAGAAAUGAGCGCACUGUUAGACGUCAUUAAUUCUACCGGUUACGUGGAAACUGCUUGUAGAUAACAGUAUAACCGCAUUACAGUUUAUUAUGAUGCAUGUAUUAGGAUUUAUGUUUAUACAUGCACAACUAAUGCAUGCUUGAACUGAAAUCUGAAUCUCUAUGUAACUGCCUCGGGAAGGAAAAAAGUACCAGCAUCCGUGCCAAAUACCCACAUGCAUCUAGAAAAAUGAUACCUACUGAUCUGACAGCAGCAAUGAGUCUGGGCCUUAUAAGCAGUGCUUAGUUUAUAGCAGCUUCUGUCACGAGUUCUCAUCUGAUUUUUUUUUUUUUUGACCCACCCAGGAACGGUUUCCCUGUUUUUUUUCCCCCUAUACGCAGCGGUUACUCGGUGCCAUGCGCGUCUACUCCCUGCUUGCCGUUUUCCGGCCGGCGUUUCCCCUCAUUCUAGGGCUUUCACUGGGGUGCAGCCUCAGUCUGCUCAUGUUAUCCUGGAACCAGGAGGACCCCGAGGAACCUUGUAACAAUGAGCUGGCUAAUGGUGGGCUCGUGCCAGGGAGACUGAAAGGUGACUCCCAGAGCAAUUACAGAGACUUGGCUAAUGAGGAUUUCCAGCCUCGCGUCAUUCCAUACCAGAGGGACCCUAGCAAGCCACAUAGGAAAGUGCUUAGGACACGUUACAUUCACACAGAGCUGGGAAUCCGAGAGCGCCUCCUGGUGGGAGUGUUGACUUCCCGCGCCACCCUCAACACGCUGGCGGUGGCCGUGAACCGUACUGUGGCCCAUCACGCUCACCGCACCUUUUUCUUCACUGGGUUGCGCGGUGCCAAGCUGCCGCACGGCAUGACUGUGGUUGCCCACGGCGACGACCGGCCCGUCUGGCUCAUGUAUGAGACGGUUCGGCACCUGCAUCAGCACUAUGGUACUGACUACGACUGGUUCUACCUGGCGCAAGACGACACGUACACGCAUGCCGAACGGCUGGCAGAGUUGGUGGGCCACCUGAGCGCCGGGCAGGACCUCUACAUGGGGCGGCCGGAGGAGUUCAUCGGCGGCGAGGAGCGUGCACGUUACUGCCAUGGCGGGUACGGCUACCUGCUCUCCCGCAGCCUGCUGGCCCGCUUGCAGCCCCACCUGGACACCUGCCGCAAUGACAUCCUGAGCGUCAGGCCUGACGAGUGGCUCGGCCGCUGUAUCAUCGACUACUUGGGUCUGAACUGCGUGGAAGAGCUCCAGGAGAUGCGUUACCGCUACUUCGAGCUGGGGAAGAACGCGGACCCGGAGCGUGAGGACAGCCCGCAGUUUAAGAAGGCCUUUGCAGUCCACCCAGUCUCAGAGCCAGACCUCAUGUACCGCUUACACAAGCAUUUCAGUCAGAUCGAGUUGGACCAGACAUACUUGCAGAUUCAGCAGCUACAGGUCCAGAUCAGUAACUUAAGUGAGCUGACGCCAGAGGGUAAAGCCGGAAACAGCUGGCCAAUCGGCAUCAAUCCGCCGUUCCAGCCUAAGACGCGUUUUGAAGUCAUCAACUGGGAGUACUUCACGGAGGAGCACAUUUACUCGUGUACUAACGGCGCUCCCAAGUGUGAGCUGCGGGGCGCGGAUAAAGCCGACAUCAGUGUCGUGCUCGAGACCGCAGUAGAGCGCCUGAACGAGCGCUACCAGCCCCAGCUUCGCUUCCGCAUGCACCGGCUCCUGAAUGGCUACCGCCGCUUCGACCCCACGCGCGGCAUGGAGUAUACCCUGGACCUGGUCCUGGAAGCUUUCACCCAGAAAGGCCACAGCCAGGUCAUUGCCAAGCGUGUGGGCCUUCUCCGUCCCCUCAGCUCCAUUGAGAUCAUCCCCAUGCCUUAUGUUACAGAGGCUACUCGGGUUCAAGUCAUCCUGCCCAUCACCGCUAAUAACCAGGAUUAUGUGGGGAACUUCCUGGAUACGUAUGCGAUGAAUGCCUUGGACACGCACGACAAUGUUCUUCUUACCUUCCUCCUCAUUUACGACUCGUUUGAUGCUCAGAGGGUCAAAGAGGAAGACGUCUUUGCUGGGGUCAAGUCAAUGAUCGGUGAGGUUGAAAAGCGGUACAGCGACGUGAAGAUCCCAUGGAUCAGUGUGAAAACUGAGGUGCCUUCGCAGGUCAAGCUCAUGGACAUCAUUUCCAAGAAACACCCAGUGGACACUCUGUUUUUCAUGGCGAACGUCUGGACCGAGGUGAACGGUGACUUCCUCAACCGUUGCCGUAUGAAUGCUAUAAAUAAUUGGCAGGUCUUCUUCCCCAUUCACUUCCAGGAGUAUAGCCCAGCCAUUAUGUAUCGUGAGCAGCAGCCCUCUGCUGGAGCUUCCCCCUUCAGCUCUGACCCUCUGCGUAACGGCCACUUUGACCGGCAUGUCUUUGACGAAUCCUGCUUCUACAAUGUGGACUACAUGGCUGCUCGCACCAAGGUGACCACUGACAUCCUGGACAACGACGAGCUCUUGGAAAGCAUGGACGUCUACGACAUCUUUAUUCGCUACUCUGGCCUCCAUGUGUUCCGGGCUGUGGAGCCGGCACUAGUCCAGAAGUAUGUGCGCCGGCCCUGCAAUCCUCGCUUCAGUGAAGACAUCUACCAGCGUUGUAUACUGAGCAACCUAGAGGGACUUGCGUCUCGCUCGCACCUGGCUAUGGCUCUCUUUGAGCAAGAGCAAGCUAACAGCACCUAGCUGCUAUUAUGCUCCAUACAUGGACCCUUUUUAUAUUGCCCUGGCUGCGGUACUCUUGGACAAAUUAGGCUAGCAGCAAUUAGCCUAUGCAUUGGUCAGGUAUUACUGCUCUUGUAGAACGCAGGAGUCUUUUACCCCAUCAUAUUAGUAGUAUUUCAUAUCUAAAUAUGAUUGAGGGAAUUCCCAUGAGGAAAUCACAACAAAACUUGGAGGACCUAGAUUCACUGUCUAGCUUCAGUCUCUGACAUACUUAUUUUGCAACUCUUGUUUUUGCAAGGCAUUGCUUUACAGCUAAUUUAAUUUUUUCCAAUGUGCACUUCUUCCAUGCCUUGGAUCUAUGUUGCCAGGAAUCUUAAGACAAAAGCUUCUUAAGGAGAGUGACUGAAUGUAUUCAUGCUGACUGCUGUCAUUGGGCAGCUUGUAGGUCAGUAUGAAAAGUCCCUUGACUGUGCUGCUGCCUCACUGAGCAUGAAGAACAAAUGCUUUUUGGCUAAUGCUACUCAUUGCUAAGACUAUAUGAAGAGUAAAUGCAACUGGGGUCGUUCAUUUGUGUAAGAUCCUAUGUGCCACAAAACCAAAUGAUUUUAACGGUUACAUUUGCUUGUGUCAGCCCAGUUGCUUACAAUUAAAAUGAGUACAAUCAGGGACCAAAACGAGCAAUGUGCAGGAAAUUAUCUUCAGCUAUGCUAAAGACUUUUUUAAUAUUAAUUGUUGAAUGUAAACGGUUCAUCUAUAGCUAUAUGAGGAAAUAUGUGAGAGUUAUAGGAACUUAAUAAAUACUGUAUGUGAGUUGAAUUUACCACCACGCUGGGGAUAUUGCUGUCCAGCACAGAGCUUCUGUCUGCUUUCCCAAUAGGCAGAGCAAGUGUCUCUCUCUUUUCAUGGCUGCAGGGAUGUGUUUAGGUUUCCAUUUCACAGGAAGUGAUGUAAGGGCUGGGGGGAACAAUGCUGCCUCAGUGAGCUGGCCCCGGCGGUGCAGAUGCUUUUGCUUCCCUCAAAUGCUCCCCCUUACGCUUCUCCCCUGAGGCCUUCUGGUACGUCUGGAUUCCUGGGUUGAGUGUUCAUAGCCUGAUGUCCUUGGGAAAGGUGCUCUCUGGCUGCUACACAGUGAUAGUCUCCCAAAUUUUGGCCUACAAGCCUCCUUGUAACAUUUUGGAGUAUUAUGAUGGGAGUACUGAUGGGCGUACUGAUUAAUGUUUUGCAUUGGUUUCUGGUUAAUAUUAACAGGUGAUGUAUUUUAUAUGUUCAUGUUUCACUGACUCAUGAUUGGAUUUUGGGGCUUCUCCGUUUUGUUUUCUAGUUUGUCAUUGCCCUUGUAGACCUUUUGUACUACAUCAUUUCAGCAGUUGUACAUUACAUUUGAGUACCCCUGCUCUAGGUAAUUUUUGAACUUUUAAACGUUUUGCUAUGAUUUUAAGUGAUUGUUA
Paramormyrops kingsleyae is the source of this 5138-nucleotide messenger RNA. Lineage: Eukaryota; Metazoa; Chordata; Actinopteri; Osteoglossiformes; Mormyridae. The record is from RefSeq and is a predicted model, not a curated record.